GCUCUUUGGCUCUCUCUCAAAAAAAAGAAAAAAAGAAGAAGCAAAUGAGUUCGAUGAUGGAAACUCUCCAGAUUCGUAAACAGACUUCUCUCCCCGUUUCUCAACUCCCUAAUACCGAUGAUAAUAAGCCUGGUAUCAUCCGACGUGGCAUUGCUUCACUCUCACUCAACCUCUCAAACAAACCAAAGGAGAUAUCAGUUUCUGCUAUAAGAGACCAAGCAAGAAACUGGUGGGAAUGGAGUUGUUCAUGGAUCCUUUCCAAGAAGCUAGAUCAAUCCGCUCAUCACAUAUCAGAGGAAGUUUAAAAUGCAUAUUGCUUUUGUAUCAAUCAAUUGGAUUAAUAGUCAACCAUAAGGGGGAUGUGUUUUGGGAAAAUUUGAUGUUGUAUUUUGUUGCUAUAGUUAAUAAUGAUUUAUUUUGAUUUGUGUUACAUCUUGUGCAGUUGUAUUUUAUUUUAUUUUUUUAUUUAGUAACCAUGAAACUAUAUAGAAAUAUGUUAUUCUGUUUCAGUUAAUUUAUACGCGCC
This is a messenger RNA of Eruca vesicaria subsp. sativa (arugula), 526 nucleotides long. The record is from the annotation of a GenBank genome assembly. Lineage: Eukaryota; Viridiplantae; Streptophyta; Magnoliopsida; Brassicales; Brassicaceae.